Molecule: messenger RNA, 1847 nt
Organism: Bemisia tabaci
Lineage: Eukaryota; Metazoa; Arthropoda; Insecta; Hemiptera; Aleyrodidae
Gene: Hn
Product: phenylalanine hydroxylase
Biological process (GO): L-phenylalanine catabolic process; L-tyrosine biosynthetic process
Molecular function (GO): iron ion binding; phenylalanine 4-monooxygenase activity
Source: RefSeq, a predicted model, not a curated record
AGGAAGGUAUUUCUGGGUACAAUCUCACAGUGACUGGACGGGUUUUCGUGUGUUGCGUCUCUUGAAAGUUCGGGUUCGUUGACUUGAAAAUUUCCUUCGUUGAAAAAAUUGCUACAUUUUGUUUCAUUCAAAAUGGAAAACGGUGCAGUGCAUACAGAACCGACAUUAAUGGACGGAGGAAACUACAUUAAGGAAGGCGCCGAUGACGCCAAAAGCACGUGGUUGAUUUUUUCUCCAUCGUGCGACGAUGAAGCCGGCUCAUUGGCUGAUGCGUUGGUUUUGUUCAAGAAACACAAGAUCAAUUUGAAACACAUUGAAUCAAGGUCCUCCCUUCGAUUUCCGAAUCGCUAUGAGUUUAUGGUGGAAUGCAGUCCUAGCAGCACCCUUGGAGCCGCCAUCGAAAAUUUAAAAGAAACCUCCCUGUAUUUGAAUGUGAUCUCCCGGAACCACAAAGAUAACCGAGACACGGUACCAUGGUUUCCCCGCCGUAUCCGUGACCUGGACAAGUUUGCGAACCACAUUUUAUCUUAUGGAUCAGAGCUAGACUCAGAUCAUCCCGGAUUCACCGAUCCAGUUUACAGGGAGAGGAGGAAGUACUUCGCUGAUUUAGCUUUUAACUACAAGCACGGUGAGCCAUUACCCAGAGUUGAUUACACAAAAGAAGAAACAGAAACAUGGGGAAAAGUCUUCAAACAACUCACUCAGCUCUACCCAACUCACGCGUGUAAAGAAUUCAACCAUGUUUUCCCGCUUUUGAUUCAAAACUGUGGUUACAGAGAAGAUAACAUACCUCAACUUGAAGACAUCUCCAAUUUCUUGAAAGACAGUACGGGUUUCACAUUACGACCAGUAGCAGGUCUGUUGGCGUCAAGAGAUUUUCUGGCCGGUCUGGCAUUCAGAGUUUUCCACUCUACACAGUACAUUCGGCAUUCCAGCGUGCCUCUUUACACUCCGGAACCAGACAUUUGCCAUGAACUCCUGGGUCACGUCCCACUGUUUGCUGAUCAAGCUUUCGCCCAAUUUUCCCAGGAAAUCGGCCUUGCAUCUCUUGGAGCUCCGGACGAGUACAUUGAAAAACUUGCCACCUGCUACUGGUUUACUGUAGAGUUCGGACUAUGCAGACAAGAGGGCCAACUUAAAGCCUACGGAGCAGGACUUCUGUCCUCAUUUGGAGAACUUCAGUAUUGCUUGUCAGAUCAACCUGAGCUGAAACCCUUCGAGCCGGAUGUAACAGGGCUUCAGAAGUAUCCCAUAACUAACUACCAACCGCUUUACUUUGUGGCUGAAAGCUUCGAGGACUCGACAGAAAAAAUGAGGAAAUUCGCGAAAAAGGUUCCCAGAGAUUUUGGAGUCCGUUAUAACGCCUACACGGAGAGCAUUGAUCUCCUGGACUCUAAGCAACAACUAGAGGAGCUAGCUCAAACAAUCAAAUGUGAGGUUGAAAUUCUGGAAGACGCUCUCCGCAAGAUCAAAUUCGCCUCCAAAAAUUACGAUUCAUUCGUAGUGCAAUAAAUGAAAGUUACAAUCUAUAACUAUAAGAUAAGCCGAUAAAAGCUGAAAAAAACAACGAAAGUGUAAUACCGUGCCAUUAUUCUUAUCAGAUGUUCAACAUAGUUUAUUUAUUCGAUGAAUUAUUUGAUUUGAGAAUUGAGAAUCAAAUAGGUGCUGAGUGUCGUGAGUCUUUUUUUUUUUUAAAACAAAUUUUAGCUGUUUGUAAAUAUUUUUAAUUUUAGAAUAUGUCUAAUAAUGUAAGAAAUAUGUUUGCCCACAAAUGGAGAUUUGUGUACGUUCGAAAUAUACGUAAUUGGUUGUAAUUGCCUUAAAAGUAUAAAGAAAGUUUUUACAUU